Sitophilus oryzae (rice weevil) is the source of this 1529-nucleotide messenger RNA. RefSeq names its product adenosylhomocysteinase. The transcript is spliced from 6 exons. Gene Ontology annotation, biological process: L-methionine cycle. The record is from RefSeq and is a predicted model, not a curated record. Gene Ontology annotation, cellular component: cytosol. Gene Ontology annotation, molecular function: adenosylhomocysteinase activity. NCBI's taxonomy places the organism in Eukaryota, Metazoa, Arthropoda, Insecta, Coleoptera, Curculionidae. The coding region runs from base 136 to 1434 and encodes 432 amino acids.
UAAAUAUAACCUCACUUUUUUGAAAUCAGAAAAUAUUUUUCGUACAUGUGAGUGGCCGGUAUUUAGGAUUAAAAUAAUUUUAUAACGUUGUUAAACGUUUUUAUCAAUAAACUUUAUUUUUAAUAUUCACUAAAGAUGUCUAAAGUUCCUUAUAAAGUUGCCGAUUUAAAAUUAGCAGAAUGGGGUCGCAAGGAUAUCGGUCUCUCAGAAAACGAAAUGCCAGGCCUCAUGGCUCUUCGUAAAAAGUAUGGAAAAACAAAACCCCUCAAAGGAGCCAAGAUAGCAGGUUGUCUUCACAUGACCAUACAAACAGCCGUUUUAAUUGAAACGCUUAUUGAAUUAGGAGCUGAGGUCAAAUGGUCAAGUUCAAACAUAUUUAGUACUCAAGAUCAUGCAGCAGCUGCCUUAGCUCAAAAAGGUAUUGCUGUGUAUGCAUGGAAAGGUGAAACUGAUGAAGAAUUUCUGUGGUGCAUUGAGCAAACACUUAUUUUCCCUGAUGGAAAACCAUUUAAUUUGAUUCUCGAUGAUGGAGGUGAUUUGACAAACCUAGUCCAUGAUAAAUAUCCACAGUAUCUCGAAGAAUGUUUGGGUUUAAGUGAAGAAACCACAACUGGAGUUCAUAACUUACAUAAAAUGUUUAAGGAAGGGAGGUUGAAAGUUCCUGCUAUUAAUGUCAAUGAUUCAGUGACAAAGAGUAAAUUUGAUAAUUUAUAUGGAUGUCGUGAAUCUCUCAUCGAUGGCAUAAAGAGAGCUACAGAUGUGAUGGUAGCUGGAAAAGUAUGUGUUGUAGCUGGUUACGGAGAUGUAGGCAAAGGCUGUGCACAGUCUUUAAGAGCUUUUGGAGCCAGAGUGCUGAUAACAGAAAUUGAUCCUAUCAAUGCUUUGCAAGCAUCCAUGGAAGGCUAUGAAGUAACCACAAUGGAGGAAGCUAGCAAAGAAGGCCAAAUAUUUGUAACCACUACUGGUAACACAGGCAUUAUUAAGGGAGAGCAUCUUAUUAAUAUGCGAAAUGACAGUAUUGUUUGUAAUAUUGGCCACUUUGACUGUGAAGUUGACGUAGCAUGGAUCGAGAAAAAUGCCAAAGAAAAAGUCAACAUCAAACCCCAAGUUGACAGAUACCUGCUUGACAAUGGAAAUCAUAUCAUAGUAUUAGCUGAAGGUCGUCUUGUAAAUUUAGGUUGCGCUACUGGACAUGCCUCUUUUGUCAUGUCUAAUAGUUUUACAAACCAAUGCCUUGCACAAAUUGAACUAUGGACCAAACCAAAGCAACUGUCUGUGGGUGUGCACACUUUGCCAAAGAUUCUGGAUGAGGAAGUAGCUAGACUACAUUUGGAUCAUUUGGGUGUUAAGCUAACCAAACUGACAUCAGAGCAAGCUAAGUAUAUUGGUGUUCCACUUAAUGGGCCAUUCAAACCAGAUAAUUACAGAUAUUAAGGAUAAUCUUUGCAGUAAAAAUAAUUUACACAGUUUUUAUAGCUUUAUUUUUUCCAUUUAAUAAAAGUGCAGGAACAAAAUGUACAACUAAUAAA